This is a messenger RNA of Vigna radiata var. radiata (mung bean), 507 nucleotides long. RefSeq lists its product as uncharacterized. The record is from RefSeq and is a predicted model, not a curated record. The coding region runs from base 1 to 507 and encodes 168 amino acids. Lineage: Eukaryota; Viridiplantae; Streptophyta; Magnoliopsida; Fabales; Fabaceae. The transcript has a single exon.
AUGGAAUCUCAAACCUCGUUUGCUACGGUUUCUAUACCUGUAUUUGAUGGACAAAACUAUCAAAUGUGGGCUGUCAAAAUGGAAGCAUAUCUAGAUGUUAACGAUGUAUGGGAAGCGGUAGAACAAUACUACGAGGUGACUCCCUUGCCAGAUAAUCCUACAAUUGCUCAAAUGAAAAAUCACAAAGAAAGCAAGCUUCGAAAGUCCAAAGCCAAAUCAAUUUUAUUCGCAGUUGUAUCUCCAGUUAUUUUCAACAGAAUAAUGACCUUGAAAACAACACAUGAAAUCUGGAAGUUUUUGAAGGAAGAGUAUGAAGGCAAUGAGAGAGUCAAAGGAAUGCAAGCUUUGAAUCUGGUUCGAGAACUUGAGAUGCAGAAGAUGAAAGAUUCAGAGACAAUAAAAGAUUAUGCGGACAAGCUUCUCAGCAUUGAAAACAAAAUACGUCUUCUAGGCACUGAGAUUCCUAACUCUGGAAUUGUUCAAAAAAUACUUGUAACAAUUCCAUAA